CGCCGGAGCGCGAUCAGUCGACUAAGCACCAGUGCGUCAACAACGUUGCACUAGAGGGGCAUUCUGAAACAACGACGCCCUGGCCCGCGCACAUGCGGCAAAAUGAGGUCCCCUCCUGCGCCUUCCGCAUUCUCGCUGUAACCUUCCUGGAUCAAGCAAGUGCGAUCUCUGCAAUCUUACCUUUGAUCCUAUCUUGGUCUCCGCAGCGCUUCUCGAGUCGUCGCUUCUAUACCCUUGGGCCGCUUACUGGCUUUAUCCGCUGUGCAAGGGACUCUCGGGCGCUCCUUGAUGGAGAUCAUUUUACGGCGGGAUCCUGCUCGGACAUCGGAUUGUUUCUGGUUGUGAAACUCGUCGUGCACCAGGAGGGGCCUUCUCUUCAAGACACGCCUUAGGUUUGCCCGCCCUUUCGAAUGGCUUCUUGAACGUCCUUCUACUCCUUCUUCCUUUGAUUCGUAUCUUGAGCGAACGAGGGGAUUGAGUUAUACAUUCUUGUACUUUAUUUUUCUUCUACUUGUUUUGCUUGUUUGAUAGGCGGUGCCUACGUCCCCUCCUUUGACUACUAUCACAUCUUUACUUGCUUGUUGG
Messenger RNA from Alternaria alternata, 585 nucleotides. RefSeq lists its product as hypothetical. NCBI's taxonomy places the organism in Eukaryota, Fungi, Ascomycota, Dothideomycetes, Pleosporales, Pleosporaceae. The coding region runs from base 93 to 392 and encodes 99 amino acids. The transcript has a single exon. The record is from RefSeq and is a predicted model, not a curated record.